GAAGUUGACCUUAGUAUGAAGGGCAGGUUUUCUGACCUGUGGAGCAAAGUCUCCAACAAGGUCAAGACCCUGAAACUCCUAAGUGCUGACCUUGUAGAGCGUGACUUUAUCAGCUUGCUGCAGCAGUGUACUCAGUUAGAGGAACUCAGAUUUGAUGGCUUGGCCCACAUCCUCAUGACAGGAACCUUGCUAAGUAACCCUGAAGACAGAAAGCUUCUAUCAGCUUCCUUGAAGAAUGUGACUAGACUUCACCUCGCCUGCUCAAGAUACCUGACAGAUCUUCUGUUUACCCGCAUCACCUCGGUCUUGGGGCCCCUCAAAAAACUCUCUCUAGCAGGAUGCCAGAUCUCUUUCCAGUCUGCCAUUCACAAAAGGUUCUAUCCUUCCGAUGGACGAGUGAAAGUGUCCGAUCACGUGCUCACCUUCAAGCACAUAUUAGAAUACGUAGAAGAAAACGCAAAGACGCUGAAGGAACUGAGCUUUGGCAGGACGACUAUUGACAGUGAAUCACUGUAUCACUUAUCAAAAAUUCCUGGGUUAGAGAUUGAGUCUUUACAUUUAAUGUCAUGUGACCAGCUGUCUAAGAGUGGAGUGGACUUGCUUUGUCAGAACCAAAAAUCCAUCUUAGAUCUUGACUUGAGCUUGUGUCUCGCAUCUGUCUAG
Molecule: messenger RNA, 663 nt
Organism: Penaeus monodon (black tiger shrimp)
Lineage: Eukaryota; Metazoa; Arthropoda; Malacostraca; Decapoda; Penaeidae
Source: RefSeq, a predicted model, not a curated record